This is a messenger RNA of Musa acuminata subsp. malaccensis (wild Malaysian banana), 1511 nucleotides long. RefSeq names its product ERBB-3 BINDING PROTEIN 1. The record is from RefSeq and is a predicted model, not a curated record. Lineage: Eukaryota; Viridiplantae; Streptophyta; Magnoliopsida; Zingiberales; Musaceae.
GAAAGGAUUGCCCUAGCCCACAACCGAUCCAUUACGCCGCCUGCCCGAAGGCCUAAUUCCUAAAUCGGCGCACCGAUUGCUGUGCUCUCCAUCUGAUUUCUCCCUGGGUGUAGGGUUUAGAGAGAUGUCGGAUGAUGAAGCGAGAGAGGAGAAGGAGUUGGAUCUCACCUCCCCCGAUGUCGUCACCAAGUACAAGAGCGCCGCUGAGAUCGUCAACAAGGCGCUUCAGUUGGUGACAUCCAAGUGCAAGCCCAAAGCCAAGAUUGUUGAUCUUUGCGAGCAAGGCGACGCUUUUAUCAGGGAGCAAGCUGGGAACAUAUACAAGAAUGUAAAAAGAAAGAUCGAGAGGGGUGUAGCUUUUCCCACAUGCAUUUCUGUCAAUAAUACCGUGUGUCAUUUCUCACCACUCGCCAGCGACGACGCUGUUCUGGAAGAGAAUGACAUCGUGAAAAUUGACAUGGGAUGCCACAUCGAUGGGUUUAUUGCAGUGGUGGGGCACACUCACGUUAUCCAGGAGGGGCCUGUGACUGGUAGAGCCGCAGAUGUGAUUGCUGCUGCUAAUACCGCAGCAGAAGUUGCCUUAAGGCUUGUGAGGCCCGGAAAAAAGAACAAGGAUGUUACAGAAGCUAUUCAGAAGGUAGCUGCUGCCUAUGACUGCAAAAUUGUUGAAGGAGUGCUUAGUCAUCAGUUAAAGCAGUUUGUAAUUGAUGGGAACAAAGUCAUAAUCAGUGUAACAAACCCUGAAACACGUGUUGAUGAAUUCGAAUUUGAAGAAAAUGAAGUAUAUGCAAUUGAUGUUGUGACUAGUACAGGUGAAGGAAAGCCAAAACUGUUGGAUGAGAAGCAAACUACAAUCUAUAAAAGAGCUGUCGAUAAAAAUUACCACCUAAAAAUGAAGUCUUCAAGGUUCAUUUUCAGCGAAAUAAGCCAAAAGUUUCCAAUCAUGCCAUUUUCUGCAAGGGCUUUGGAAGAGAAGCGAGCUCGUCUUGGACUUGUUGAAUGUGUGAACCAUGACCUUUUACAGCCGUACCCUGUGUUGCAUGAGAAGCCUGGAGACCUGGUUGCGCACAUUAAAUUUACAGUAUUGUUGAUGCCUAAUGGGUCAGACAGGAUUACCUCUCAUCCACUUCAACAAUUGCUGCCUUCCAAAAUGAUUGAUGACAAUGCCGAAAUUAAAGCAUGGAUGGCCUUGGGAACAAAGACAAAGAAGAAAGGUGGAGGAAAGAAGAAAAAAGGUAAGAAAGGAGACGCCCAGGAUGAUGCAGUAGAAUCUGAACCCAAGGAUAGUGCAUCAAAUAGCACAGCGGCUUAGUGACUAAGCUAGAAAGUUUUGGUGCACCUUUAUUACAUUUAUUAGUGGCUUCCCGAGCGUCAUCCUUUCAUGAAUUUUAUGUUUAUUUAUGGAAAUGAAAAUGCAAAAUAUUCUAAUUUUGAGUAAUGAUUUUGGAUUUUGUAUCGAAAAAUCUUACGAGCUCCGCCCAAGAUGAAGACACAGAUUCUCUAUUGCUUCA